Molecule: messenger RNA, 2157 nt
Organism: Parastagonospora nodorum SN15
Lineage: Eukaryota; Fungi; Ascomycota; Dothideomycetes; Pleosporales; Phaeosphaeriaceae
Exons: 9
Coding region: 1-2157 (718 amino acids)
Molecular function (GO): catalytic activity
Source: RefSeq, a predicted model, not a curated record
AUGGACUACAAGACAGUCUGCAAAAUCAACCCAAAGAUUGUCUAUGCGUCGAUUACUGGGUAUGGACAAACAGGACCGUACAGCAACCGAGCUGGAUACGAUGUCAUGGUCGAAGCCGAAUUUGGCUUGAUGCAUAUCACGGGGACAAGAGAUGGACCACCUGUGAAGGUUGGAGUUGCAGUCACUGAUCUUACCACGGGGCUCUACACGUCCAACUCCGUCAUGGCAGCUCUUCUGGCUAGAAUGAAGACUGGAAGGGGACAGCAUAUUGAUGUUGCUUUGAGCGAUUGUCAGGUAGCAACGCUAGCCAAUAUUGCCAGCUCGUGCCUCAUCAGUGGUCAGAAAGACACGGGGAGAUGGGGCACUUCGCAUCCUUCAAUCGUACCUUACAAGGCCUUCAAGACAUCGGAUGGCGACAUCCUGCUCGGUGGUGGCAACGAUCGUCUCUAUGGUGUCUUGUGCAAUCGGAUAGGAAAGCCCGAACUGAUCAACGACGAACGAUUCAAGACGAACGCGGUCCGAGUGCAGAACAGAGAUACUCUAGAGGGCAUUAUCGAGCGCGAGACGAAGCAAAAGACGACACAGGAAUGGCUCGACACCCUGGAGGGCUGCGGCAUGCGCGAGCUGACUGUGAUAGCGUAUGCUGCCAUCAACGACGUACAGGAUACUUUGAACCACGAGCACGGUAGGUCUGCAGCCAUAUUCUGCCAGAACAUGUUACUGAUCAUGGUAGUCCGCGCACGAGACAUGGUCACGGAGGUGGACCACCCAGCAUGCGGACCUAUCAAGCUGGUCAAUACACCUGUGAAGUGGUCCGAGUCGAAGCCAGGUGUUCGCAUGCCACCGCCUACACUCGGCCAGCACACGGAUGAGAUUCUGUCGGACGUGCUUGGGAUGGACAGUGCGACCAUCGAGGAGCUGCGGGUGCCACAGACAUGGGGAGCAGGAGUCGUGCAUUACUACCGGGCUACUAGCGGUCGCGGAGGCGUGCGUGACAGGAUGAGCGAAGCAACGGCCAGAGCCGAGCCGGCAGCGAAUGCGGCGGACGACGCUGGCACCGCGGCAGCUCCAAGUCGGCAAUCGAAUGCGAAUGCGCCCGCAUGGUCAGCCAAUAUGUCGACGUUCCCGGCGAACGGUAGCGCGGCAGCAGGUCCCAGUUUCCCCCAGUUCUCUGCAUCCACGGCCGCGAUACUAGAGCGGCUCCAGGGCAAGCCAGGCGGACAUGCCUCGGGGAGUGCAGCAUUCGAGGCCAAACGCGCCGAGAUUCUGCAGAACUAUGUGACCAGCGACAAGCUGCCGACGCCACCACCCAUUCCGAGCACCGGGCGCAGGGCAAGAGGCGGGAAAGUGGGCACCCCGACCAUGGCGAAGACAGAGGCAGAGGACGUGGGCGAGGGCGAGGGCGUGGGCGAGGGCGCGGACGAGGAGGGCGAGGCGGUCGGGGCGGACGACGACGACGACGACGACGACGACGACGACGACAACAACGACGACGACGACGACAACUCGGACGUUUCCGACUCGUACACGCCGCUCCCCACCCACACCAAGUCCGGCCGCAGUGUGAACAAGCCCGUCGCCUUCAUCCCGACCCUGCCAGAGCCCUCGCCCGGCAUCAAGCGGCGCAAGUCGACCAAGACGCUGCUCGCCGCCAAGUGCAAGACCUGCCACCGAGACGUCGAUCCGUCCAACAACCGCAUCGUAUUUUGUGAUGCCUGUAGCACCGCGUACCACCAAUACUGCCACACGCCACCCAUCGACAACGACGUCGUCACCGUCUUGGAGAAGGAGUGGCUAUGCGGGCCAUGUAGACGCACCAAGGAGACCGUCGUGUCUGGAGCUGAGCAACUGAUUGCAGUCGAGGGACUGUCAGUAGACGACCUACUAGGCGAAUCGCGCACAGAGGACCCCCCUUCGAAAACAAUCAGCAUGGAUCUCGCAGGCCACCAGUACGAAGAAGAAGACGACGGCUACGAUACUGAUCCACCAGCACACUAUCCGAAGCCCGGCCACGGUCUUGCGCGAAUGCUACGGCCCGAGAGCGAGGAUCUCAACUGGCUCGUUGACGACAACUUUGAAGUCUUCAGUCAUGGCUGGAAGGGCGACGGGACGGGCCUGGGCGCGGACGGUACGCUGGAUGGACAAAAGGUAGCCUAG